Molecule: messenger RNA, 2792 nt
Organism: Daphnia pulicaria
Lineage: Eukaryota; Metazoa; Arthropoda; Branchiopoda; Diplostraca; Daphniidae
Product: carbonic anhydrase 2-like
Exons: 15
Coding region: 1784-2716 (310 amino acids)
Cellular component (GO): plasma membrane
Molecular function (GO): carbonate dehydratase activity; zinc ion binding
Source: RefSeq, a predicted model, not a curated record
GCUUGAGUGGGUGAACCGACUAAAAUAAGGCGUCGAUUUGAGAAUCAUGGGAUUGAGUUCUUCCAUCACAACACAGUUUUCCAAGUUGCCGCUAGAUGGGGAAUCAUGCGACUCUCCCUCCUACGCAGUUCCCACCCUUUGUAACCACGAUAAUGACAACUGUCAAUUCUCAAUUCAAAUAAUUUUUUUAGUAACGCUUUUAGUAGAACUGCAAAUCACUGAAAUCAGUUAUCAGGAAAUAGUUCGAGCUACUACAAGGUGUCCUUCUCAAAUUCCCACUAACUUAUAUCAAAGUUUAGUCGUCUUCUUCUAACAUUGUCUCGAAUAACUGGGAGGAAGUGGAUAGCAAAGAGGUUAAAAACCUGGUAAUUGAAACAAAGGGGAAAAAGGAAAACACUUUAAUCGAAAAAGAAGAUGUGAAUCUUCAUGAUUUGGAUACAACUCGUACAAGCACUGUAGAAGCGGAAAAGCGCUUUAAUGGUCCACUAACUUUGAAAGAAUCAUACUAUUCAGUUUACAUCAUUGAAACAAAGCCCACUGAUAAGAAAUGGAGAGGAGGGCUUUCCCCCGGCCUACUGGUUCAGUUUGGAGACGCUACAUUGAGUUGGAAUUACUGAGGCUCCAACUAGAGAACAAGUAUCCUGAAGCAAUUAUCCCACCUCUCCUGGAAAAUAAUUGCGUCAUUAUCUCGCCUAAGUCAAAGCAGUGAUAAUAUUGAUCCUCUAUUUGUUGAUUGCAGAAGAGUAGGAUUGGAGAACUUCCUCUUACGUGUGGCCGCCCAUCCCAUUUGAUGCCACGACCAAGUCUUGCUCAAGUUUCUUCAAUCGGAUCGCUAGUGGUCAGAUCUCGACGUUAAUGCAGAUGGCGGGAAAUAUGUUCAGCAAGCAGAAUUCAAACUGAAAUCUAUCAGCACCGCUUUGAGAUUGUAAAGACACGAUGAUCACGUGAAAGAAAUUCGCCUCUACAGUUCGGAACUACAGUCAAGUUUGGGGAACCUGUUGAGGCUUCGCGUCCGUCUAGCCGAUCGACUCUUUCCUAUCCACAAGCUAUGGUGAUCCUCCUUGACAUUUGGACGUCAGAUUGGUCGGCUGAAUACAUCCCAACAAUGCGGUCGCAGUGUUUAUCUCAUUCAAAGACAUUCUGUAUGCGCACGAGAAAAAAGCAAGGUAUGGCCUUCCACUUGUGGUAUUAAGGCACGGCAAAUUGAAUCCGCUCUGGAAAAUGUGAACUUUAUUUCCCUGAUCCUGAAUUCGUCCGUGAAAUUGCUCAUGUCAUGUUGGCUUGAAGCUGGAAAACAUGCAACGUGGCGUUGCUUUCCGACUGCCGACAGGAUGACAGCAUCGUUCUAACCUCGACGCCCGAAGCUUCUUUUGGGACUGCAGUCCACUCUGGAUGCGACUGACGACAGAUGCAACGAAAGUGGAAUAACCGAUAUCCUGAAAACGGUGGAGGGAUCCAACUAUUAUCUCAUUUCCCUUGAUGCAAUUUACCUGGCGGAAGGCGAUUAUGGUCGAGAUCAACGACUGCACCGUUGACUAUCACAUCACCAAGAGAAAACUACGGGCAACUCAGCUCUCCCGGAUCAGCACGGCAAUCUAUUUCGAGUUGAUUGCCAAGUUCCACUCUACGAGUUAACUGUGUCGCUUUGACCCCACCACCUGCGAAUGUCAACAUUUAUUUCACGCAAGAAGCAUUACCGAUUUCUGCUACAAAGAAGUUGAAAAAAUUGGAUCGCUUCGAGGAAGUUGGCGACAGAACACCGGUCAAGACUUUUACUAGUUCCAUGUUUGAACACUGGAGCCCUGAGAAAUCUUUAUCAAAAGACUCAUCAGCUUCCAGCUGGAAUUAUCAAGAUACCAACGCUUGGGCGAACUUGCCAAAUUCAGCGUGCGGUGCUAAACAGCAAUCUCCAAUUGACAUCCGACCAAGAUUGAGUGAAAAGAAGGCGUUCUCAAAACUAUCGUUUGAAAACUACGGCAACAUUGACAAGAUGGGAUUAGUUAAUAGUGGAUCUUCCGUGGUGUACACCUUGCCAAGUACUUUUCCUAAGAACAGAGUGCCAUCCAUCAGUGGCGGUGGGUUGAACGACGUAUACAACUUCAUUCAGUUCCACUUACACUGGGGGGCCAACUCAGCUAAAGGCAGUGAACAUUUAAUGAAUUCUAAAAGCUAUCCAGCUGAGCUGCAUUUGGUCCAUUACAACACCAAAUAUGGAUCCUUUGCUGAAGCAACGAAGCAUUCUGACGGACUGGCGGUCUUGGGGAUUUUCAUAUCGGUAGGGCCCAACGAUAAUGAGUUUUUUCAGCCGCUUGUUGGACAGCUAGACGAGGUUAUCACGGCUCAAUCAGAAACCAUUUUAACGAACUUGGUUCCGUUCAAAAAUCUGCUGCCCAAACAAACCACGUCAUUUUAUCGCUACAGUGGCUCGCUGACUACUCCCAUCUGCAACGAGAUCGUAAUUUGGACGGUUUUUGACAACCCGAUUCAGAUUUCUGAGAAACAGUUGGCUAAAUUCAGGAAACUUGAAGAUAAUACAGCCAAGAGCCUAGUGGAUAAUUUCCGGCCUGCACAGCAGUUGAACGGCCGGAUUAAAUUUUAUCGGUCUUUCACCGGAUGCGAAAUCCCUCGAUCGUGGCCCAUCACUUCGACACCAUUCCUGGAUGCGUUCACAUGGACCACUUGCCUAAUCAAUUUUACCUUCUCGCCGUGGCAGUAAACAAAACGAACAUUUUUAUCGAUAUUAGAGCACACCGUCUUAUAGAUGAGGCGUAUAGAUUGCCAUUAUUUAAAAA